AUGGACCUCACGGCGCCCUCAGCAGACGUCAAGCUGGAGACCGGAGAAGGAAAGAGGGGCAAGAAGGCCGAGGAGGAGGAGCAGCCUGCAGCACCUCCUGCAGCUGCUGCAGCAGCAGUGAAGGAGGAAGAGGAGGAGGAGUAUGUGGUGGAGAAGGUUUUGGACCGCAGAGUGGUGAAGGGAAGAGUAGAGUUUCUGCUGAAAUGGAAUGGGUUCUCAGAUGAGGAUAACACAUGGGAGCCACAAGACAACCUGGAUCUUGACCUUAUCACCGAGUACAUGCAGAAACACAAGAAGAAGGAGGGCAAGAGGAGAGUUGUCAGUGAGGCCUCGGGAGACUCAGAGGAGCGAGGGAGCAAGAGGAAGAAGGAGGAGAAACGGAGAGGAGGAGAGGGACCCAAACAUCACCACUGUCAACACUGUGACAAAUCUUUCACAACAUCUGGAUAUUUAAAGAUUCAUCAGAGAGUUCACUCUGGAGACAAUCUACACAGCUGUGAUCAAUGUGGGGCAGCUUUCACACAACAGGUUAACCUAAAAAUACAUCAACGCAUUCACACUGAAGAAAAGCCUUACAGCUGUGAUCUAUGUGGUAGAACCUUUUCUAGGAGUGAUAACCUUAAAUCUCACCAGCGUGUUCACACUGGAGAGAAGCCUUUCAGCUGUGAUCUAUGUGGGAAAACAUUUUCUCAUAGUGGUAACCUAGAAUUUCACCAACAUGUUCACUGUGGAGAGAAGCCGUACUGGUGUGAACAAUGUGGGAAAACUUUUUCUCGGAGUAGUGACUUUAAAAAACAUCAACGCAUUCACACUGGAGAGAAGCCGUACAGCUGUGAUCUAUGUGGUAAAACCUUUUCUCAGAGCAGUAGCCUUAAAUCUCACCAGCGUGUUCACACUGGAGAGAAGCCGUACUGGUGUGAACAAUGUGGGGAAACUUUUUCUGAUAAUGGGGCCCUUAAAAAACAUCAACGCAUUCACACUGGAGAGAAGCCUUACAGCUGUGAUCUAUGUUGUAAAACUUUUUCUCAUAGUAGUAACCUUAAAUCUCACCGACGUGUUCACACUGGAGAGAAGCCGUACUGGUGUGAACAAUGUGGGGAAACAUUUUCUCAGAGUAGUCACCUUAAAAAACACCAGCUCAUUCACACUGCCUCGUUGUGAACAUGUUUCCGAGCCAAGCUGUUUCCUCCUGCCUCCUCCUCAUGCCCUGAUAGCUGUGUUGUUAUUUUCUGAUCUUCUCUCCACAUUGAAGGCUGACCAGCAGUAACUUUAUCUUCUGAACAGCAUGGAUGUUAUCCUGGCUAGGACUACACAUUACACUCCCUCCCUUUGAAGGGGUUUAUUCCACUCAAAAUUAGUUUGUAAUAUAAUAUUCUGAUUUCAGGGUUCAACUGCUUGUGCUUUUUAACUAAUGCUGCAACAAAGAAGUAUUUGUUGUUCUUAAUUAAUCACCUUGUAAAUACCAUUUACAAAAAUCCCCAUCACUGUUUACUAAGGUGAUGUCAAGCUGCUUAAAUAUUCAGUUUAUUGUCACUUAAGACGACAAAGCAAACCUUCAUAACUGACCAGCUUUAAUCAGAACAUGGCUGCUGCUGCUGCUGCUGCUUAAAAAAUGACUUGAACAGUUAAUGUGUUUAAACUGUGUCUGUGCCGCCGCCAUCUUGGGACAGACAACUGAUCUUAAAGACUCAGAAAAAGAUAGUUGUACUGCUUUUGGAUGUUCAUGUGAAAGAAAUGCUAAACUAAGCAACAUGGAAUAACAUUUCACGGAUGAAAAAUGUGUUUUACAAUAUUAUACUAUUAAUAAAGUGUUGAAUUUAGUAUCACAAAAGGUAACAUUAAUCCUUCUUUUAAGCUAACAGUAAGUUAAGUGACUGUCCUGAUACUGAAUUGAGCUAAUGCUAGCUUGUGUCAGGUUAUGUAUGUUUUA
Molecule: messenger RNA, 1930 nt
Organism: Perca flavescens (yellow perch)
Lineage: Eukaryota; Metazoa; Chordata; Actinopteri; Perciformes; Percidae
Product: zinc finger protein 239
Exons: 4
Coding region: 1-1161 (386 amino acids)
Biological process (GO): regulation of transcription by RNA polymerase II
Cellular component (GO): nucleus
Molecular function (GO): DNA-binding transcription factor activity, RNA polymerase II-specific; RNA polymerase II cis-regulatory region sequence-specific DNA binding
Source: RefSeq, a predicted model, not a curated record